GUUUCAGGUUAAUGGAAUGUUUAUCAGUGUCAUUUUACUAGAGGUCAGAUUUCUGUACAAUGCUACUACAAAUGGGUGUGUGCUCAUUGUUUCAUGAGGGUGAAUUUAUUUCAGCAAGAUGAAACGUUAGAAGUUCGAUUAACUCAGAAUUAUACCAGUUUAAGUGACAUAAGGAGACGUGAGGAGAAUUGGAUCUCGAAACAAUGGCAACUCAACGGAAAUUGAAAUACAGCGUGUCCGAUGCUAGUCGUCGUAUGUACAAAAUUGAAACAAACGGCAUCUACCGAAAACUGGAGAAUCCCUUGCCAUCGGAGAGCCAGUUAAGACAACAAAGAUUUGAGGAAAGACAACGGCCACUUAGUCAGAUAUUGGCCUCCAGUUCCUUCAGAGAAACUUUGGACAGGAACGCUUUUUCUAGAGGACAAAGUUUGAGCAAUUUAAAAAAGUCGCGACAGAGAAAUUCUUUGAACUUGCCUAAUAGUUUUUCCUUGGAUUUAGAAUACGACGUGAAUGCAAAUGCAAAGACCGAUCGCGGGGAAUUUUCAAGUUCCGGAAAUCUAAGUAAAGCAUCCAGUUCCGGUAAUUCCGCAUUUGCGUUUGUUCCGGAAAAAGAUAUUAUUUCUUUGUCCACUCGUUCAGAAUUAAGCAGGAAUUCCAAUCCUGUGUUACCCUCUACAAGUACUUCCGGUCUCGCUUUUCCAUCUGCAAAACGUGAGGAGUUUCACAAGUCCCGAAAGUCUUCAUCAUCGUCCUCUUCCUCAUCUUCUUCUUCCACAUCGAAGGCUUAUUCGUUAAGAUCACAAUCAAGUGCUAAGGGAGAGGAUCAUUGGGACUCAAAGAAUGCUAGGCAUGAACAUUCUGAGUCCAGUGAAUCUGAAAACGAAGAGAGCAAAUCAAUCAGAUCUCGUAAACUCUUGGAGAAGCGUCCUUCGUUUAAGGAAGUUUUUCCUGAAAAAGUGAAUGAGGAAUUUCUAAAUAAAAACAAAGCUGACCCAUCUAAAAGACAAUCUUCUUUCUCUCGUUUGUGUUCUGCAGAGCAAGAUACUAAUCGUAUUUUUGAUUCUGAUGUCAAUAUUCAAGGUACGGUCAAGAAUGUUCCGUACAAAACUAAACCUCUGUUAAAUACUAGUAAAUCUUCGUCUACAGAUUCAGAAGACUUGGAAGAUUCAGACUAUCUAAAACCCACGACUCAGGUAUUCGAUUCAAAUGAAUUCUUCCGACCUUCGAGUGACUUUGCAUUUUCUGGGAAUAUAAAAAGACCAGAAACCCCGUCGUCGGGUUCUGAAUUUUCCACCAAGGAAGGCGUUCAUCAUAUUUUUGAUUCUUCGGUUAUAUGCAAGGUUCCUGCAGUGCAGUUACGUCACAUGUGUGAACCAGCCAAAGUAGUAGACGUACCACCAAAGAAAUUCAAAUUAUCUUCAUCUCCAGAUAGUAUUUCACAAAGUUCUCGAAGUGGCUCCGACCAGCAGUUGUACAGUGACAGUGAUAUAGAAAGAGAAAUCACACUAGAUAGGACUGUGUCUAUAGAAUCCGUACCCCCUCCAUUACCCCUCAGUGAACCUCCUGAACUUUCCGAAAGCGGAAGCAGCGAGCACAGUUCCACAGAUUCCGAUCGUGACAGCUUACUGGAACUUAUAGUUAACUCGUCAAAAUCCGAAGAUUUGGAUGAAAAUAAGGAUUUUCACAUUCCCGAAUCUACAGACAAAUUUGAUGACCUUGUUCUGAAUUCACCUAAAUUACAAAAUGUUGAUGUGAAUGGUGUGGUUGAGGUUCCUCUGAGCACAGACACUGUCGGUGAUCUUGAUGCGAGUUUGCCUAAGUUUGAAGAAGUUGACGAUAACGUGACCGCUGAAAUUGAAAGAUUUAAUUACCUUUUUUCAAACUCUCCUAAAUCUAAAGACAUCAAAGUAGAUUUCUCCUCUGAGAUAGUGCCAUCUAAUGAUAACAUUGAGCCAAAACCGAAUGAGACUGGUGUGACUUUGACAUCUAGUUUUCCUCUAGAUAUUGACAGCUGUGAUGAUUUCGGUGCUCAACCGCCAGAGAAUUGCGAUAUUCAUGCAAAUGUGACUUCUAAGAUUUCUUUCAUUCCCGACAAGGUUUAUGAUUUAAAAGCAAGUUUGCCGAACAAAAAGGAUUUUGAAGCAAAUGUAGAUGAUGAAACUCCUGGUUCUCACAUAUCUGGUGAUACUGAUACGAAUUCGUCACACUCUGAGGAUAACGAUUCUCAGUCCCCACUGAGUUCAGAAGACGUCGAAGGUGCUGGUGUGAGUACACCAAAAGCGGGAGAGUUAACUUUAAACAUGGCGACUGGAAUUUCUCCGAAUGUAGAAGAUACGAUAGACUGGCCUGGUACAACGGUAACAUAUUACGGUCCAAUCUACGCCAGCAAUAACACACUCAUUCUUCCAAACCAAUCCGACCAAACCAACGUUGACCUAGUGAAAUUGAAAGACAAUCACUACGACGAGGAUUCUUCUAGCUCAUCGAGUUCUUCUUCCUCGAACAAAAGUACAUGUCGAUCAGAGGAUCAUUCAAAAUCUGAAAUAGAUGUAGAAAAUCUCGAUGAAUCGAAAGACACCGAGAAGACAACGAAAGAUCAGUCUUGUGGGAAGAAACAAAAUGAGAAAGCAGAAGUUAUUGAAGUCCUGGAAUCGUCUUUCCAAAGUUGUUCAGAGACAACUCCACGGUCAUCAGCGACAGAUUCACACUCCUUAGAGACAUCUUCACAACCUUUAGACAUAGCCAAUCCUCUUCCAGACGUCAUAGACUUGGACCAAUCGCCAAGCACCAACGCUGAUGUAAACGAGGCUCUUGAAACUUUAGACAACAUCAUACUGGAAGUGUCUGCAGACACCUCUACAAUGGAGUCCGAGACCAAGCAACAUCAGGGCCACCUGGUGGUAGUUGCAAUUGACUUUGGAACUACAUACAGCGGCUACGCGUUCAGUUUUACCCGUGAACCAUCUCACGUGUAUAUGAUGAGGAAAUGGGAGGGAGGGGAUCCAGGGGUUGUCAAUGAAAAGACUCCAACCAGCAUUCUCCUGACACCUGAUGGCCAGUUCCACUCAUUUGGUUACAGUGCAAGGGAUAACUACCACGACCUUGAUCCUGAACAGGCGAGGUCAUGGAUGUACUUUGAUAAAUUCAAAAUGAUUCUUCACACCACUCCUGAAUUAAGCAAGGAUACAUUGAUCAAGGCCACUAAUGGUAAACUCUAUCCAGCACUGACUGUGUUUGGCCUGGCUCUGAAGUACUUCAAGGACCACGCCCUCCAGGAACUCAGCGACCAGUCAGGGAUGAAGAUACUGAACGAAGACGUCCGCUGGGUCAUCAGUGUCCCCGCUAUAUGGAGGGCCUCAGCUAAACAGUUCAUGAGACAAGCGGCCUAUGAGGCUGGACUAAUUUCUCACGAAAGUCCAGAUCAACUUCUCAUAUCACUAGAACCCGAGGCAGCGUCCAUUUUCUGCCGGAAGUUAAAAAUGUACCAGCUUGUUCCGGAACUUAACGAAGAAAAGACUAUUCGGUCGCCUAAGUUUGCUUCAGAAGAGGCAAUGGAUAUGAAUCCUGCUUGUGAGACAUUAAAGGAAGGAAGCCGGUACAUGGUGGUAGACUGCGGGGGAGGCACGGUAGACAUCACGGUACAUCAGGUGGACAAAGGCGAGAAGUUGAUUGAGCUGUACCGGGCCUCGGGUGGACCCUAUGGAUCUGUGGGCAUUGACAUAGAGUUCGAACACGUCCUAGACAAGCUAUUUGGUAAGGAACUGAUGGAGCACUAUCGACAGAAGUGCCCUAUGGGCUGGGUGGACUUAAUGGUGGCGUUUGAAUCCAAGAAACGCUCCGCAAACCCUGACAAGUCCUCUUCACUCAAUGUGUCUCUUCCUUUCUCCUUUAUUGAUUAUUACAAAAGGCACAAGUUUGGAAGUUUAGAGCACGCCAUAAAGAAAUUUGGGGACAAAGAGAUCCAAUGGUCACGUUUGGGCAUGCUCCGACUUUCACCGGAAGCAAUGCGGCGAUUGUUCAUUCCUACGAUGGAGAAAAUUAAACAGGCCAUAGGAGAUGUCUUAAAUAAUAGAGGAACGAGAGAUCUACAGUACUUGUUCUUGGUCGGAGGUUUCUCUGAAUCGCCGAUUUUGCAACAAGAAAUCAGGAGGGAAUUUGGAUCACUUUUAAAAGUUAUUAUUCCACAAGGAGUGGGACUCUCCAUAUUAAAAGGUUCUGUGCAGUUCGGAUUAGAUCCGACAAUUGUUCAUGUGCGAAAGUCUCGAAUGACUUAUGGCGUAGGUGUAUUAAACAAAUUCAAAGAAGAUCAACAUCCAGCAGAAAAGAGAAUGGUUGCUGGCGACACAGAGUGGUGCAUGGAUGUUUUUGAUAAAUACGUUUUGACCAAUCAGCCCGUAGCACUUGGUGACGUAAUUCUGCGAAGUUACAAACCGGCCAAUCAAAAUCAAAAGAAAAUUCAACUCAGUAUAUAUUUCACAGAAAAUCCGAACACAAACUUUGUGACUGACGCGGGCGUCCAAAAGUGCGGCGUCCUUACUCUAGAUCUUGAGGAGUCCUCUCAGACAAAGUUAUCACGGCGGGAAAUUCAAACUAGAAUGAUAUUUGGUGAGACUGAGAUUCGCCUUAGUGCCCUUGAUGUGUGCACUGGUCGUCGUGUUCAUGCCACUAUUGACUUUCUUAGAAACUAGUUUAUUUAAUUUAUCAUUAAGUUAUUUUAGUGAGUUUUGCUAUUAUAUGAAAUAAGAUAGAGACAUUAUAUAUAGGUGUAUAAGCAUGGAGAGAAUUUUUAACACUACCAUUGCCUAUAAACAGUUGGUAUGACACAGCAAUUUGCUGCAGGUCUUUUUCUUAUUGUCGACGAAAAACGUUUGGAUUGUUAGAAUGAUAUUGUGCAACAUUGUGCUCUGAUAAUAAGUGCAUAUUUCACUUGAUGUAUGUGUCUUUUUUAAACUUGUUUUGAUGUGUAAACUAGAUACAUGUAGUUUAGUCAUAUCAAGAUAUCUCAGUCUUGUUAGAUCCACUAAGACACUAUUAAGAGUUCUCUAAAGGAAUUUUCAAAAUAAUUAUAUCCAUAACCCACAUAUAUCCACACCCUGCUUUUGACUUUAUUGUUAAAAGCAAAAUAUAUGUAGCAUAGUUAAUAUUAAUGGACAAAAUUUAAUGUUAUUUAGUGCAUGAACAAACAUUUUUAAAUAUUAAAUAUUUUCAAACAUGUAAUUGUUUUUAUAACAGUUGGGAAUUUUGAAUUUUUGUUAAAAAAAUUGGAAAAUGUAAAAACUAUUGAGAUAGACAGCCCCCUCCCCUCCCUCUCUCUCUCUCUCUCUCUCUCUCUCUCUCUCUCUCUCUCUCUCUCUCUCUCUCUCUCUCUCAAAUUAGUGUGUGGGUUGUAAAAUUUUCUUGUCAAGGUUUUGCAGACUUAAUCUCAUAGUUAUGUAGAAAGAAACCCCUUAUUAUUCAUGAUAUGCAAAUAGGAUGUCACAUUUCUCAGGUUUUUCAAUUUAUUUUGUUAAUCCAUAAAAUAAACAUGUAAAAUAAACCAGAAGCAACAAGAAAACAAGGAGACAGAAAUUCAUAACACAAAGAUCUAUGGAAAGCUGAUCCACAAUAGAGCAUUCAGAUACAUAUUGAUCACAAGUAUACAAUAUAAGGACAUAAUUAUGUUUAACAUGGCACGUACAAUUUUCAUUGUAUUUAUCUCAUCUGUAACAUUAUAUAUUUUAUUUUUAUAUAUGUACAUGUACACAUUAUAAAGAGAAUAAAUCACUGCAUAACAAUGUA
This is a messenger RNA of Magallana angulata, 5778 nucleotides long. RefSeq lists its product as uncharacterized. The record is from RefSeq and is a predicted model, not a curated record. The transcript is spliced from 9 exons. NCBI's taxonomy places the organism in Eukaryota, Metazoa, Mollusca, Bivalvia, Ostreida, Ostreidae. Gene Ontology annotation, biological process: regulation of DNA-templated transcription. The coding region runs from base 204 to 4688 and encodes 1494 amino acids. Gene Ontology annotation, molecular function: protein binding.